Periophthalmus magnuspinnatus is the source of this 1332-nucleotide messenger RNA. RefSeq names its product phosphatidylinositol-4-phosphate 5-kinase-like 1 (gene pip5kl1). The record is from RefSeq and is a predicted model, not a curated record. The transcript is spliced from 9 exons. The coding region runs from base 29 to 1324 and encodes 431 amino acids. NCBI's taxonomy places the organism in Eukaryota, Metazoa, Chordata, Actinopteri, Gobiiformes, Gobiidae. Gene Ontology annotation, biological process: phosphatidylinositol metabolic process. Gene Ontology annotation, molecular function: phosphatidylinositol kinase activity.
CGCUCCUGCUGCGCACAGAGCAUCCCAUAUGGAGACGUCCGCCCGGCGCUCGAGGACCCUGAAGCGGAGGAGAUGGGGCGGUCUACGGCAGCAGUGGCAGCUCCUGGGCCUGUUUCAGAUAGACGAGCAGCAUGAGUUUUACCACCUGACGUGUAUGAUGAAAGAGGGCCUGUCCGCAGCCAUACAACGCACCAGUGACCCCGUGCCAACUGCUGAACUAUCAGAGAAUGACUUCAAAUCAGAAGUUACUCACAUUCACAAGGACUUUACCAUGGAGACAUUUGCAGGCCCUGUGUUCGCCAGUCUGCGUGGCUCCUUGGGCCUGACUGAGCAGGAGUACCAACAGUCCCUUUGCUCUGAACACUUCUACCUCCAGUUUAUCAGUAACUCCAAAAGCAGGGCUGACUUUUUUCUGACAAAUGAUAAACGCUUCUUUCUGAAGACUCAGAACAGAAGGGAAAUUAAAUUUCUUCUGUCUAAUCUGAAGAUUUACGUGGAGCAUCUAAAGAAGUUUCCACAUUCACUUCUUGUCAAGUUCUUAGGAGUCCACAGAAUCACGUUUCCUCGGCGUCAAAAGAAGUUCUUCAUUGUUAUGCAAAGUGUGUUUUACCCGGAUGAGAGGAUCAACGCCAGGUAUGAUAUUAAAGGCUGUGAGGUCAGUCGUUGGACAGACCCUGCUCUAGAGGAGAGUCAUAUUAUUGUGGUACUCAAAGACCUUAACUUUGAAGGGCAGUUUAUUACACUGGACCAGCAGAGAUCCUGGCUGCUGCGACAGGUGGAAAUAGACACACAGUUUCUAAGGAGGUUAAACGUAUUGGACUACAGUUUACUCCUGGCACAUCAGCCCCUGCACUGGGAUGAGCGGCACCACUCCUUUGCCAACAUUAUCAUAAGAACCAAGCGAUCUGUGAUUCCGAGUUUCAGCCCAAAACAUCCCGUUGCUUCAGUCCCGGGUGAGGUUUUAGAGGACAACUCAAGUGCGAUUAUGUCUGAAAAAACAUUGACAGAACAUGCAUCUGGAGCUGAAAUGGUUCAUGCCUUUCCAGAGUGCACUGUGCCAUGCGGUGACACCACUGAUGUGCUGGACUACCAGGCUCAAAAUCGCCGCUUACUGCCCAACUUAAAGAAUCCUCUGCAUGUGAUUGAUGGACCAGAGCAGCGAUACUUCAUUGGCAUAAUUGACAUUUUCACUGUAUACAGCUUCAAGAAACGUCUCGAGCACUGGUGGAAAAGUCUGCGUCAUCCUGGGAAGAGUUUUUCUACGGUUAGUCCAGACACUUACUGCCACAGGUUACAGAGGUGGGUCCAGGACCACACCAAGUAAGAGUUUUU